This is a messenger RNA of Phytophthora sojae, 399 nucleotides long. RefSeq lists its product as hypothetical. The record is from RefSeq and is a predicted model, not a curated record. Lineage: Eukaryota; Oomycota; Peronosporomycetes; Peronosporales; Peronosporaceae. Bases 1 to 399 code for a protein of 132 amino acids. The transcript has a single exon.
AUGCCAUCCAGCUUUUCAUCAAACCCAGAAUCAUCGCCGGUCAGACCAAUAAGUUCAUCAUCUCCCAAGCCGCGCAAACCAGAAAUCAACUUGUCUUAUUUCGUCACUUUCAUCACUUUCAGCAACAAUCUCCCAGCGACCACCUCUAAAACCCGAGCUUGGGGCGUCCUUGUUAGGUUCAGUACCAACCAUAUCACCGCCACCAGCCACAACAACUCCAAUCACUUCAACGUCGCUGUCGUUCUCGUUCCACCGCGUAUCGACGACAUUGGUCACGUCCGUCAGAGGUUAGCGAGCGGUUCUCUGGCGCUUCUGGGACUUGCUGGACGGAGCAAGCAGGGGAAGCAGCAGAAUAAGCCCAGCAAGCAGGAUGAGCUGGAAACUUCCUUCCAGCGCUGA